This is a messenger RNA of Alternaria postmessia, 1251 nucleotides long. RefSeq lists its product as uncharacterized. Gene Ontology annotation, cellular component: endoplasmic reticulum membrane. The transcript is spliced from 2 exons. The coding region runs from base 1 to 1251 and encodes 416 amino acids. The record is from RefSeq and is a predicted model, not a curated record. NCBI's taxonomy places the organism in Eukaryota, Fungi, Ascomycota, Dothideomycetes, Pleosporales, Pleosporaceae.
AUGUCGAAAGAGAACCGCGCCUUCGAUACCCAGAGAUUGGGUGCUGGUUAUGGCUUCGAGUCGCACCCAAAGCGCGCUAUUGAAAUGCCCCCAACAUGGGUCCUUCUCGUAGGCUUGGGCUUUCUGCUAUGUGCAAUGGGCUUCUGGCUCUACAUAGCAUUGAAUCUCCUAGCACCCACUCCACGACUGCCACGACGCUCCGAGAAACAAUACACGACAAUUCUACCCGACGGCGCAAGAAGCCAUCCAAAGGAACUUCCGUGUUGGCUGGAUAAAUGGGCGGCAGAGAAGGAGGCAGCGAAGAAAGAAGCAGCGAAAGAGCCAGGAAGCAAGGUUGUCAUACCACCCCAGAUGCCUAUUGAGGAACCAGAGCUGUUCAUGAGCGUCGUGGUACCCGCAUACAACGAGGAAGAGCGUCUGGAGGGCAUGUUGGAAGAGGCCGUUGACUAUCUGGAGAGUCAAUAUGGCAAUGCGCAUGCUGGUGGGAAGGGUGAGAAGAGUCAGAAAGGAUGGGAGAUCCUCAUUGUGAGUGAUGGCAGUACCGAUGGCACCGUUGACAAAGCGCUGGAGUUUGCGAAGGAGCAUCAACUCAGCCAGCAUCCAAAGUCAAAGCCAGGGCCAUGGUCGAAAAACGGUGACGCAAAGGCACCACAUUCCACACACAUUCCACACGGCAGCAUUCGCGUCAUUACACUUGAAGAGAACAGAGGCAAAGGUGGAGCUGUCACACAUGGCAUGCGACACGUUCGAGGCCAGUACAUCGUCUUCGCGGACGCAGACGGCGCAAGUCGCUUCUCUGACCUCGGAGCGCUUGUCGAUGGCUGCCAAAGCAUAGAGGACAAACAUGGACGUGGUGUCGCCAUCGGUUCACGAGCUCACCUUGUCGGUAGUGAAGCCGUUGUCCAGCGCUCCAAGCUCCGCAACUUUCUCAUGCACUCGUUCCACAUCCUCCUGCGGAUCAUGACACCUCCGGCUACUGCGCGCAUCAAGGACACACAGUGCGGCUUCAAGCUGUUCUCGCGACCGGCGUUGCCGUACAUUGUCCCGUACAUGCACUCUGAAGGUUGGAUCUUUGAUGUCGAGAUGUUGAUGCUCGCUGAAAGUGCUGAUAUCGCCAUGAUUGAAGUUGCGAUCGGGUGGAAGGAGGUCAUGGGCAGUAAGCUGAAUGUAGUCUGGGAUAGCAUUGGGAUGGCGUGGGGUCUCGCGCUUUUGAGAGCUUGUUGGAUAGCAGGCAUCUAUCGUAGAGACUAA